This is a messenger RNA of Fusarium pseudograminearum CS3096, 711 nucleotides long. RefSeq lists its product as uncharacterized. The record is from RefSeq and is a predicted model, not a curated record. Lineage: Eukaryota; Fungi; Ascomycota; Sordariomycetes; Hypocreales; Nectriaceae. The transcript has a single exon. Bases 1 to 711 code for a protein of 236 amino acids.
AUGUCUCUCAGCUCUGAUGAAGAGGAUGAGAUCCUCUCAGAUGCUCAAUCAGAAGGCUCCUCAGAAGAAGACUCUCCUCCACGCCAACUAUCACAAAAUCUAUUCGCACCUCCAUUCUACGGGCGACCACCUACGCCUUUACCCCCUUCACCAUCACUCACGUCUCUACUUCGCCCUUCACGUCCGACGACGCCAGAUGCAUCCGACGACGACGCAAUCGCGCCCGUGCCUCGCGCCGCGCCAAAAGUGCCCACGUACGAGUACUACGGCUUCGUACUGUAUCUUUUCAGCAGCCUGACGUUUCUCAUCUAUCUGCUCUGGGGCUACCUUCCGUCUCCCUUUCUGCACGCCCUGGGUAUUGAAUACUACCCCAACAGGUGGUGGGCGCUGGCUAUCCCGGCAUUUAUCGUCAUGACGGUCGUUUACAUUUACGUGGCGCUCGCGGCGUACAAUACGGAAAUGCUCACAGUGCCGCUGUCGAGCGUGGAGACGGUAGUUGAUGGCGCGGGAAAGUUGGCAGAAAUUGAUGCCAAGGGAAGACUAAAAGGAAGUAAGAACAGAGAGAGAAAGGUUCAGGCGGAUGGGAGAUUGAGAUGGAGGGAGAUUUGGAGUGAGGGCACAGAUGCGGUGAUGGAUAUUCCGCUGGCUGGAGUUUGUGAGGUUUUGUAUGGAGAGGGACGAGAUGAGGAGGGAUAUGUUGAUGAUGAUUAG